AAAAGUGAAAAGUAUUCUGACUUUGGUAAAUUUAAAUUGAGAAAAUAUAUGAAUAUUUUAACUCUAAUAUGUGAUAAAAGUGCAUAGAAGAAAGCUUGCCGAUAUAGCUGAAAGUGCCAACGAGGAUUCCUCGUGUUCUACGAAGCUUAAACGACCAACGACUGCGUAAUCAUGAAAAUCGCCGUGAUCGGCGCAGGAGCUGCAGGACUCGCUGCACUCCGACACUGCAUUUCCGGUACUUACGGCGAUCAGGUGGUGUGUUACGAAAAAACAGACCAAAUCGGCGGGACUUGGGUUUAUCGAGAGCAAACUGGUUUCGAUAGAUAUGGUUUACUGAUUCACACUAGCAUGUACAAGAGUCUCAGAGCUAAUCUACCGAAGGAGGUAAUGGGCUAUCCAGAUUUUCUGAUACCGGAAGGACCCGUGAGCUAUCCGAUGCGCACGCAGAUAUUGGAUUUCUUGAAUACAUAUUGUGAUCAUUUUAAGCUACGUCCUUACAUUCGGCUGCUCCAUCAUGUAGAGCUAGUGGAGCCGGUCGCGAGGGACCGGAAGUGGUCGGUCAAGGUCAAGGAUUUGCAGAAUGACGCGGUCGCGAUCGAGUCGUUCGAUGCAGUCAUGGUGUGCAAUGGCCAUUACUUUGAACCUAUGAUCCCGAACGUACCUGGCCAGAACAUCUUUACGGGCAAGCAGAUACACAGCCACGAUUACAGAGUUCCCGACUUCUUCAACGGCAAGAAAGUCGUUGUCAUGGGAGCUGGUCCUUCCGGUAUGGAUUUGGCGUUGGAGAUAUCCAAGAAUGCGAAUCGCGUGAUUUUGAGUCAUCACCUGACUGAGACCAUCGACACUGUGUUUCCCGAGAAUGUCGUGCAGAAAGGUGAUGUAGUGGAAUUGACGGAACGCGAGGCGGUUUUUGUGGACGGGACGAAGGAGCAGAUUGAUGUCAUCUUCUAUUGUACAGGUUACAAGUACAGCUUCCCCUUUCUCGCCGAGUCCUGUGGAGUCCGAGUGGAUUCCAACAUGGUCACGCACCUUUGGAAACAUCUGGUGUCUAUAAAGAACCCUACUUUGGCAUUGAUUGGUCUUCCAUUCUACGUUUGCGCCUUUAAUAUGUUCGAUUUGCAGGUGCGAUUCGUCCUACGACAUUGGCACGGCGAGAGGCAAUUUCCCGCCCAAGCGGAUAUGCUGUGCUCCGAAGCGGAGGAAACAGCGAGACGCGCCGAGAGAGGUCUGCAGAAAAAACACUUUCACAUGAUGGGUCCUGAGCAAGAGCACUAUUACAGUGACCUGGCGAAUGUCGCAGGCAUCACGCCGCUGCCGCCCGUGCUCUCGAAACUCCACAACGAGAGCAGUAUGCGCUUCCUGAAAGACCUCGUGCAUUUUCGGGAGGAUCGCUACAAGAUCAUCGACGAUUACAAUUUCGUUAAACUUUCAUGUUGAGGCGAUAGACAAUUAUUUAAAAGAUUAAAUUCCAACUUUGUAUUUUAUUCAAUUUAGAGAUAUUUCUGCAUUGAAAAUUGUAAGAAAAAUUCACACCUAUUCUUGCUUGUUAAUUAAUUCUUAUUCUUCGUCGUGUGAAAUAAAUGUGAACUUUCCUGUCA
This is a messenger RNA of Atta colombica, 1598 nucleotides long. RefSeq names its product dimethylaniline monooxygenase [N-oxide-forming] 2-like. Gene Ontology annotation, molecular function: NADP binding; flavin adenine dinucleotide binding; N,N-dimethylaniline monooxygenase activity. The transcript has 8 exons. Lineage: Eukaryota; Metazoa; Arthropoda; Insecta; Hymenoptera; Formicidae. The record is from RefSeq and is a predicted model, not a curated record. Bases 172 to 1437 code for a protein of 421 amino acids.